AUGAGUACUCCGAAUAAAGUCUUCAGCUAUCACGUCAACGUGAUGGCUGGGGAUGCUUCGAUCCAUCUACGCGUUCAGGAUAACGGUGAUGGCGCGACUGGAGGAAGGUACACGGUGUUGAAUGCCGUGCUGAUAGAUGCCGGCCAUACCAUCUAUCAAUAUCACAAGUCCACGCUAUGGGAUACCAUUGUCCACAUACAGAACGAUCCCGAUCUCAACUUAGCGGCCACUGGCAAACCACUGAAAUUCGACGCCGUUGUCAUAACCCACUGGCAUCAAGAUCACUACAAAGGCUUAUAUACCUUGCUCUCAUCAAAUCUCAAAGCGGAUGCUGCCCGUGAUGCCUAUCCUUUCUUUCACUAUGACCUAGACAGCGGCGAACCAAAGACAGUUCUGUAUGCCCCGAGAUGGUAUGCCGAGAAGUUGCCUAUAGACGGAGAGCCGAAGAAGAAGAGAACAGUCAUCAACGGCCGUCCGUCUUGGCUGCCCAGGACACCAGACAAGCGUAGCAACUCCGGGACGUUGCAUUUCUCUCUAAAUGGUGAGGUAAAGUACAAGAAUAUCCUGCUCUGCAAGUUUGGCGAUUUGCGGGGUAUUGAUUUCUUCACGGGGUUAGUCUUCCUGUCUUUUUCGUCCUUCGUGGCGGCCUUGCAUGUUUGGAAAUUCCGCUGA
Molecule: messenger RNA, 672 nt
Organism: Penicillium maclennaniae
Lineage: Eukaryota; Fungi; Ascomycota; Eurotiomycetes; Eurotiales; Aspergillaceae
Exons: 1
Coding region: 1-672 (223 amino acids)
Source: RefSeq, a predicted model, not a curated record